AUGACACCCGCUCCAGCACAACACACAGAUCAGCUCCAUGGCUCCCGGAUACUCGUUAUAGGGGGAACAUCGGGCAUCGGUUAUGCCGUGAGUGCAGCCGCACUUCAUCAUGGCGCAGUAGUGACCAUCGUGGGAUCGAAUAUCCGCAAGCUCAAGGAUUCCAUCGCCCGGCUGAAAGCCUCGUUCCCAUCCACAGACCACGAUAACAUUAUCGCAGUCCAAUGUGACCUCAGCAACCCCGACACGGUCGAGCAUGAUGUCGAGAAGGCUCUCCAUCUGGCCGCUGGAGAAUCCAAGAUAAAUCACAUUGUGAUCACCGCAGCGGACAUGACCGCUCCACCUCCCUUGGCGGACCUCACAGUUGACUCUGUGCAGCGGCCGGGCAUUAUUCGACUGGUCGCCCCAUUGAUGGUAGCAAAGCAUCUUCCGAAAUAUAUGGACAAAUGCCCUCAGAGUUCGCUCACCCUAACUAGUGGUGCCCACUGUUUGAGACCAGACCCUGGCUGGACAGUCAUCUCAGGGUAUUGCGGUGCGGUUGAAGCUAUAUCGAGAGGAUUGGCCAUCGAUUUGAAGCCACUGCGGGUGAACGUUGUGGCCCCAGGAGCAGUUCUCACAGACGCCGUUAAGGAUAUCCUCGGGGAUGCAUAUGACGCCGCGGUGGAAAUGGCGGAGGCAAAGUCGACGGUGGGACAAACUGGGUCUCCGGAAUGCGUUGCCCAAGCAUAUAUUUACCUAAUGAAGGAUCACUAUGCUUCGGGAUCGGUUGUCUCAACGAACGGUGGCAUGCUCCUUGUCUAG
Molecule: messenger RNA, 798 nt
Organism: Penicillium maclennaniae
Lineage: Eukaryota; Fungi; Ascomycota; Eurotiomycetes; Eurotiales; Aspergillaceae
Product: NAD(P)-binding protein
Exons: 1
Coding region: 1-798 (265 amino acids)
Molecular function (GO): oxidoreductase activity
Source: RefSeq, a predicted model, not a curated record